This is a messenger RNA of Stegostoma tigrinum, 4757 nucleotides long. RefSeq names its product tubulin gamma complex component 3 (gene tubgcp3). The record is from RefSeq and is a predicted model, not a curated record. Gene Ontology annotation, molecular function: microtubule minus-end binding; gamma-tubulin binding. Gene Ontology annotation, cellular component: gamma-tubulin small complex; equatorial microtubule organizing center; centrosome. Bases 482 to 3019 code for a protein of 845 amino acids. NCBI's taxonomy places the organism in Eukaryota, Metazoa, Chordata, Chondrichthyes, Orectolobiformes, Stegostomatidae. Gene Ontology annotation, biological process: cytoplasmic microtubule organization; mitotic cell cycle; meiotic cell cycle. The transcript has 22 exons.
UCUCAGCUGACAUGGAUAACUCUCUUCAUCCAGAUCAUCUUCUACAAAUACAUGCUAUGAAUAUUCUUGCUACAGUUCUGAAGAAGUUCUUGAUACCAAUAACUGUUUUCUCUCCACAGAUGCUUCUCCAGCAAUUUCUGUUUUGGUGCAGAACCCUAUUAUUUGAAGUUUAAAAGGCCAUUAUCUCCCCAGCAACAAGGAAAUUGCCUGCAAGGGAUGGUUAUCAGCUGUUAAAUAUCAAUAUUUGAGCAUGGAAGUCCCAAUUGCUGCCAUACCUCUACUACCAUCUCCUCUGAUGGAAAGAUGAUAUAUCCCACAGGGUGUGCAGUAUGAAACAAGAACAAAGCAGAUUCAGGUGUUCACCAAAUGAACAGCUGAUGUGGCUCAACAAUUCCAGUAUGCUGUGAGAGUAAUUGGAAGUAAUUUUGCUCCCACCGUGGAAAGAGAUGAAUUUCUUGUCGCUGAAAAGAUCAAGAAAGAAAUGGCAAGGCAGAGGAGAGAGGCUGAUGCUGCUUUGUUUGCAGAACUUCACCGUAAACUGCAGUCCCAGGGCAUUAUAAAAAACAGAUGGGCUGUACUCUACCUCCUGCUAAGCCUGAGUGAGGAUCCACGCAAACCUCAAAGCAAGGUUGCUAAUUAUGCAGCAUUAUUUGCUCAAGCAUUGCCAAGAGAUGCUCAUUCUACCCCUUAUUAUUACUCAAGACCCCAGAGUCUGCCACUGUCUUAUCCUGAUAGAGCUCCCUCAUCUCAGAGUGCUGGCAGCAUUGGAAGCAGUGGAGUUGGUAGUCUUAGUAUAUAUGGCUUAAAUGGACCAACCCCAACUCCUCAGUCUUUAUUACCUGGACAAACAUACCAAACUACAGGAACAGCAGAUACUGUGAGACAGCAGUUAGGUUCACGGUUUGCAUGGGCUUUUUCUGCUGCUCAACCUCCGUUACCUACCUCAAAGGGCCUUCCAAGCUCCAUCUCCCGCAAUGUGUCAAGAAUGAGACGUGAAGGAGAACAUGGAUCAUCUUCAGAAGUGACAGAGGCAGCACUAGUCAGAGAUAUUCUAUAUGUCCUCCAAGGAAUUGAUGGCAAAUCCAUUAAAAUGUGUAAUUCCGAAAACUGCUAUAAAAUUGAUUCCAAGACGGGACUGUCGAAAUCUUUGAGGGAUACUGCAAGUAGGUUAGCAGAACUUGGAUGGCUUCACAACAAAAUAAGAAAGUACACCGAUCAGAGAUGCUUGGACCGUGCCUUUGGUCUAGUGGGUCAGAGCUUUUGUGCUUCCUUGCAUCAGGAGUUGAAGGAAUAUUACAGAUUAUUGUCCGUUUUGCAUUCCCAGAUACAAGUGGAAGAUGACCAAGGUGUAAAUGUUGGUCUGGAAAGUAACCUAACACUCCGCCGCCUGCUGAUUUGGACCUAUGAUCCCAAGAUGAGGCUGAAGACACUUGCAUCACUUGUUGAUCAUUGCCAGGGGAGGAAAGGUGGCGAAUUGGCAUCUGCUGUCCAUGCUUAUACUAAAACUGGAGACCCAUACAUGAGAUCACUGGUGCAACACAUUCUUAGCCUUGUAUCACAUCCCAUUCUUAACUUCCUUUACCGCUGGAUUUAUGAUGGAGAGUUGGAGGAUACAUACCAUGAGUUUUUUGUAGCUUCCGAUCCAACAGUGAAGACUGACAGACUGUGGCAUGACAAAUAUACGCUGAGAAAGUCAAUGAUACCAUCUUUCAUCACAAUGGAUAAGGCCAGAAAGGUGCUUUUGAUUGGAAAAUCUAUCAAUUUCUUGCAUCAAGUGUGCCAGGACCGAACUCCAACAGCAAAAAUGAUGAUGGCUGUGACAAAAUCUGCUGUUUCACCAAAAGAUGCUGCUGAGUUGUUCACUGAUUUGGAAGGUGCUUUUCAAGAAAAAAUUGAUUCAGCUUAUCAUUUAACCAGCAAAUACUUGCUGGAUGUCCUCAACCAGAAUUACCACUUGCUGGAGCACAUUAAGGCUGUGCGGCGUUACUUGCUACUAGGCCAAGGAGAUUUUGUUCGACACCUCAUGGACUUGCUGAAGCCAGAACUGGCAAGAUCAGCGUCAACUUUGUAUCAACAUAAUCUGACUGGAAUCCUUGAGACAGCUGUCAGAGCGACCAACGCACAGUUCGACAGUCCUGAGAUUUUGAAACGUCUGGAUGUUCGACUUCUGGAGAUAUCAGCUGGAGAUACAGGCUGGGAUGUCUUCAGUUUGGAUUAUCAUGUUGAUGGCCCAAUUGCAACAGUGUUUACUCGCGAGUGUAUGAGCCAUUAUUUACGAGUAUUCAACUUCCUGUGGCGAGCAAAGCGAAUGGAGUAUGUUCUCACAGAUAUCUGGAAAGGGCAAAUGUGUAAUGCCAAACUACUGAAGAACAUACCAGAAUUGUCAGGGGUGCUUCAGCAGUGUCAUAUUCUAGCAUCAGAAAUGGUACACUUUGUGCAUCAGAUGCAGUAUUAUAUCACAUUUGAGGUAUUGGAAUGUUCUUGGGAUGAACUGUGGAAUAAGCUACAGCAGGCACAGGAUCUUGAUCACAUCACUGCUGCACAUGAAACUUUCCUCAACACUAUAAUCUCUCGAUGUCUGCUGGACAGUAACUCUGAAGAACUGUUGACACAACUUCGAGCUCUGUUCGAUCGAAUCCUGGAGUUUCAGAGUGCACAGGAUUCCAUGUACCGUUCAGCUCUGGAAGAACUGCAUCUCCGGCUUCGUUAUGCAGAUAUCAAGAAGCAACGGCAGGCAGAGGGUAUGUGGGGAACAACAUCAGCUGAAGAAGAGGCAGAAAAUAAAAGAAUUCAUGAAUUUCAACAGUUAAUUCCUAAAAUGUCUUCCCAGAUACGGGUGUGUUCCCAUUUCUACCAGGACAUUGUUCAGCAAUUCCUGGUACUGUUGACAAAAAGUUCUGAUGAAAGUCUCCGUUUCCUUAACUUCAGACUUGAUUUCAACGAGCAUUACAAAGCAAGGGACCCCCGACUGCGUGCCUCACUGGGCAGCAUCCGGGGCAAACGCAGCUCAGCAUUGUAAAGUGUUGUCCAAAAGUUCCCAGCUAUUACAGUUUGGGCUACAUUUACAUGUACCUUGGUUUUCUGCUCUCUGCCGUCCUGUGAAACCUAUGUUUGUAUUGGCUGCCAGUGAUGGGAGUAGAGGAGAUAUUUUGUCAUCUGAUAAAAUGUGAAAUUCUUUGAACAAGAAAUAUAUCCACAUAACAGUGUAAGUUAUUUAUAAUCAAUGAAUGUUUUUAGUUUGAAGUUGAACUGAAGGUGGCUUUUGGCAAUUUUUAACUUCACUCUCUGCUGAAAGAACUUUACAGUGUGUACAGAAAGGUUACUGUUCCAGUCCUAAACCCACAUUUUAUUUUACAGAUGACAAAAUUAUUUAAACUGCUAAGCAAAAAUGAAGUUUGUUCAAUAACAAAAAUCUUUUUCUAAAUUGAGAAACGCUUAGUCUUUUUCAUGUAAUAUACACUCUAGACUGUCACAUUUGGUAUUCAUUUUAAAACUCAACAUAUGCAGUGAUUAAAACCCUCAGUUUUUACAGUGUAAAUAGUUUCAGGCUUUUUGAUCUUUAUUAAUACAUUUCGAUGUGUGAGAAUGUGGAUAAAAGGUAAAAGAAAAUGAUUGGAAAUUGGUUCGUUUUUAAAAAGUUGUAUUUGUUAUACAGCUCAGUUUUUGUUAUUGGUAUUGUAGGAGAGAUCCAUACAUUUUAACCCUUUGUAGAUGCACCAGAUGGGUGCCUUUAUGUUGAAGAUUCCCUCCUUGUUCUCAUCUUUCUGCUUUUCAAAGCAGAGAAACAAAGGAAUUCCAGGAUUGAAAUCUGUUACUUUCAGAAGAAUUACAUUAAGUUCAUACUAUGUCCAAUCCAGUGGCUGAAUUUUUGGAAGACUUAGACACACCUUGGACAUUACCACUGAUCAGACUGAGUGGGAAAUGGACCGAUGAGAUGCUUAUAUGUUACAUUUGAAAAACAGUAUGAUUGUCACAACUUGAAAGGUUUGAAUAUACCAGAAUCCUUGUUCUGCAAUUGGAGAAAUGAUUCUAGCAGUAACAUUUUGGCAUGGUAUUUUAAUGUCCAGUUUUCCUACUCCUGAAGCAUCUAUACUAUCCUAAGUUGGGCUAGAAAUCGCCAGAACAUUCACUGUCCUGCACUAAGGUCUAUUUUAUAGCUCUUGAAGGUCAGAACCUGUUACAAAUUAUAUUCAGAAGCUUAAAACUCUUGCUUUAUCACAAGAUUGGAGAGAUAAACCAAACCUUUUUUUGGUAAUAAAGCCAAAUUAUUGGAGAAGCACAACAGAUCUGACAACUUCUGUGGAGAGAGAGAAACAAUUUGGAUUUCAAAUCCAAUGUGAAUACAGUUAUCAUAAUGGACUUAAAACAGUAACUGAAUUCUAUCCAAAGAUACUGCCACACUUGCUGAGUAUUCCCGAUGCUCUGUUUUUAUUUCAGCAUCUACCUUACUUUGCUCUUGUUUAUAUUCUCCAUUUCUUUUAUGUUUACUGACAAUGAAUGCCUUCCCUAAUAUUCAGAUUGGUGGCUGGUUCUGAGACUAUACCAAACUUGUACAGUACUACUGCCGAUUCUGGUCUCAAAAUAGAAACGUAAAAGAGUUUCAUUAGCUAUGAAUUGACAUGAAAGUAAUUAACAUAAUUUAGUCACAAAGCUACAUCGUAUAAUUUUAAAACUUUUAAUGACCUACGCAGUAAACAUUUCUAAACUGUUAUAUUUGAGAGAGAAUAAAAUCAUGGGAAAUCCACUUCAAAUUCUGG